Molecule: messenger RNA, 1611 nt
Organism: Paraglomus brasilianum
Lineage: Eukaryota; Fungi; Glomeromycota; Glomeromycetes; Paraglomerales; Paraglomeraceae
Source: the annotation of a GenBank genome assembly
AUGUCUAUAGCUCAUGAUAGACAAAUAUCUACGUCUGAGAGAAAGGAUUCAGGCAUUCAAUUGGUAGAUGAAGUGGAGCUAAGGAACAGCGAGAAUAACAGAAAGGGAAACGAGCUAGGAAAGUGUUAUCUGGAUCUUUUGCCCUUGGAAGUGAAAACAAGGAUUUUCAAAUAUUUGAGCGAUGUCGAGCUUGUUCGAAUAUCAAGGGUGAGCAUUGCAUUAUGGGGUUCGGGAGAACACGUGGUUAAUCGAUCGUGGUAUCGUUUAGCUUUCGACGGAUCAUUAUGGCCAAUCGUUGAUGCCCGGCCGUUUUAUCAAGACAUUGCUGCAAAGCAACUAGUAAAAUUGACCGUAUCAGCUGGAAGUUUUCUCAAGGUGCUUAAUCUUCGUGGUUGCAUCCAAUUAACACCAUUAAAUGUCUACGAAAUAUCCGCCUUCUGUCCAAAUAUCCAAUCCCUCCAUCUCUCAGGCUGCAGAUCUCUCGAUAGCAGUUCAGUAGUAGACAUUCUCAGCAAUCUGAGUAACUUGGAAACACUCGAUCUGUCUGGUCUGCUCUUUAUCAUCAACGCCCAUUGCGAAAUACUGAGCAAGCACUGUCACAAACUCAAAAAAUUAAACCUCAGCUGGUGUCAAUACAUAAACUCACGAGGAAUAGAGACUCUUGUCGAUGGAUGUACAGAGCUGGUCAAUCUGAAGAUUAAUGGGUUACCCAAGCUGAACGAGACCGCCUUGGCAAAAAUAGGAAUGUUAAAGAAUCUGAGAGUGCUGUCACUUGAUGCAUGUCCUACUUUAACCGACUCACACAUUACCGCCCUUCUUUGUGGUGAUUCUCAAUCUAUUGAACACGACCCACCGCCGUUGACUCACCUCAAUCUAUCAAACAAUCACAAUCUCACCGACGUUGCGCUGGAUGAACUUUCUGAUUAUUGUCCACAAUUGACACACCUCCAACUCCACAGCUGCUCGUCCCUAGCCGAAGAAGGCCUUAUCCGUUUAUCUCAGAAAUGUACGAAAAUAGAAGCACUUGAUCUGGAAGAUAUUCUCUCCAUCACGGACCGCACAUUACAUUCUUUCGCAUCGAACCUCCCUCAACUCAAAAUAUGUUGUCUAAGCUAUUGCGAACAAAUAACAGACGAUGGUGUAAUUGACCUUUUCAGAUCAUGUCCAUAUCUAUCCCAUAUCGACCUAGAUCACUGUCAACUACUCACUAAUGCUAUUCUAAGCAAUUUGACUACUAUUCUUACCCGAGAUGGAAGUAAACGAAAUAGGAAUGUGCAAGUGGAGAUAUUCGACUGCAGGAAUAUAACAGUAUCUGCUGUUAAAGAUGCAAUACGGAAAGUGAGCGGUGCCGGAGUAGUUCUCAAAGUGAAAGGCUAUUACUCUUGGCAGGCCAGCAAUGCCGACGACGAGGAAGAGGAUAGUAGGAGGAAUGCAACUGCACAAACGUGGCUCCCCAGAAGAUUGCUAAGGCCGUUUGGAGUAAGGAACGAUUUUAUUAGAAUAAGAUUGCCGGCGGCCAACGGACUUGGGGCAAGAGGGAACGCAAAUGCGAACGGAAAUGCAAAUACAGUUUCGAGGUGGGGUGGUUUUGGGAGAUGUACUAUAUUGUAA